This is a messenger RNA of Electrophorus electricus (electric eel), 3691 nucleotides long. It is a transcript of the gene gabra5, whose product is annotated as gamma-aminobutyric acid type A receptor subunit alpha5. Lineage: Eukaryota; Metazoa; Chordata; Actinopteri; Gymnotiformes; Gymnotidae. Gene Ontology annotation, biological process: monoatomic ion transmembrane transport. The record is from RefSeq and is a predicted model, not a curated record. Gene Ontology annotation, molecular function: extracellular ligand-gated monoatomic ion channel activity; GABA-A receptor activity. Gene Ontology annotation, cellular component: membrane.
UCCAUCAACAAACAUUGUUGUGUCUUCUUGUCAGGUCAUAUCCCAAUCUAUCAUCUAACAUUUUGUUUUAAAUUGAUAGAACUGGCCUUUUUAAAUGGUCCUUUUUACUUUAAAUAAUCUUUUAUUCAGUUUCUCUUACAUACGAGCAUGUGGUAAUUCUGAAUGGGGAAAAUCUUAUUCAUAGGGAAAUUUUCGGAAUGACGACAGCAAAGUUUAAAUCGUGGGGAAAUAGUGAUAGGAGUGAAUAAAACAUUUUAUUCUGGAUCCAGUCGAAAUACCAUUUUGCCACGGCGUGGAAUUUGUGGCCACCUUUCCUUCGUAUCAUCGCUCUGGUGCAAGGAGGAUGCCUAUUGGUGAACGCGCUGGGGAAAACGCCAAGUAAACAGAAUUGUUUGGAAAUCCACUAAUUUAUCCUCUAAAAGAGCUUACAGUGAAGUUUUCAAACCUUCUGCUUGUUUCGAAUUCCCACGGGGGUAAUUAUAGCGCACAGUCGGAGGUGACGUCCUGUUACUUUGAUUCCAAAUAAUUACCAUUACCACCAGAGUGACGGUCCAGCAAACGGGGAAAGGGAAGAUUAGCGUCGCGUAGAAACGAGCGACCUGGUGUACUGGAUGCAGGAGUGAUGAAGAUCUCUAUGGAAUGCACAGGAAAGCAAAAAAGGUUUCUGCAGCAGCUACUCAGUCAUUGAAUCGUAAAAGAGGAGAGAACAAUGCGUGGUUCACAAAGCCGACGGUUAACCAAUAAAGGAUAUUGCUAAAGAAACAACGCAUAGCCCAGUUCCUGUAGUCGGAAUAUUGCGGGAUUUCCUAACCACAUCUAAAGGAAUUCGUUGCGGGCUCAAGAACACGUCGGCUGCACCAUUCAGGUAUGGGCUAUGAAGUACACUGCAGCGCUACAAUGAAAAGUGUGUGGGUCGUUGCCGUCAUCGUCAGCUUCACGUGCCGUCUUAGCCUCUCACAGACCACCACAGGGACACCGAACGAGGCAGAGCUCAAUGACAACAUCACAGUUUUCACUCGCAUCCUCGACGGACUGCUGGAUGGCUAUGACAACAGGCUGCGUCCCGGCCUGGGAGAAAAGGUGACUGAGAUUAAGACCAACAUCUUUGUCACCAGUUUUGGCCCUGUAUCAGAUACUGAGAUGGAGUACACCAUCGACGUGUUUUUCCGGCAGAGCUGGAAGGAUGAGCGUCUGCGAUUUAAGGGCCCCAUGGGUAUGCUGCCGCUGAACAACCUACUGGCCAGCAAAAUCUGGACCCCUGACACCUUCUUCCUGAAUGGCAAGAAGUCCAUCGCCCACAACAUGACUACGCCCAACAAAUUGCUUCGGUUGCAGGAUGACGGCACACUGCUCUACACCAUGAGACUGACCAUAUCUGCUGAGUGUCCAAUGCAACUGGAAGACUUCCCCAUGGAUGCUCAUGCCUGCCCCCUCAAGUUUGGGAGUUAUGCUUACCCCAUCUCAGAGGUGGUGUACAAGUGGACACAGGGCCCAGCCGAGUCUGUGGUUGUGGCAGAGGAGGGCUCACGACUCAACCAGUACCAUCUGGUUGGCCAGACGGCUGGCACUGAGGACAUCAGCACCAGCAGAGGUCAGUACACAGUGAUGAUGGCCCACUUCUACCUGAAGAGGAAGAUUGGCUACUUUGUGAUCCAGACAUACAUGCCCUGCUUCAUGACCGUCAUCCUGUCGCAGGUGUCCUUCUGGCUCAACCGCGAGUCUGUCCCUGCUCGCACGGUCUUUGGCGUGACCACUGUCCUUACUAUGACCACGCUGAGCAUCAGCGCCCGCAACUCCCUGCCCAAGGUGGCUUACGCCACAGCCAUGGACUGGUUUAUCGCUGUCUGCUACGCCUUUGUCUUCUCUGCCCUCAUCGAGUUUGCCACCGUCAACUACUUCACCAAGCGCAGCUGGGCCUGGGACGGCAAGAAAGCUCUGGAAGCUCAGCAGCCCAAAAAGAAAGAUCCACUGGCACUGUCCAAAAAGCCCAACAACACGUGCUCCACGGGUGUGAACUUCACAGCAAACAUAACAAAGGAUGCGGCCAUCGCCACCAUUUCCAACAGCACGGCUGUGCAACUGAAGACCGCUGAGACCAAAGCUGCCAUGGACCCCAAAAAGACAUACAACAGCAUCAGCAAAAUUGACAAGAUGUCCCGGAUAGUGUUCCCUGUGCUUUUUGGCACUUUUAACCUGGUCUACUGGGCUACGUACCUCAACAGGGAGCCUGUUAUCAAGGGCGCUGUUUCCCCCACAUAGAACGGUGGCCAUGGCUGCUGUGACCUACCCUUGUUCACCCCUUCAUAUUCUCUCAUCCACCACCAUGUCAAAGCGGACCUACAAGGAGCAAAAAUGGCGCCAAUCAUCUAUUCACUCUCAACGUAUCAAAAAGCUCUCCUCUACUCUUCCUUCUGUUUUCAAAGAUUGCAUGAUCGAUUCAAAGCUCUGUGGGAAUACUAUUACCAUAUCUGCCUUGAAUUUCUACUAUCUAUUACUCUUAUACUAGGAUUUCUUAGGUGAUUGUUGCAUUUAUCUUCUAUGCUAAUAUACAUAAGCAAGGAUUUCACUCAUAACAAAUCAGUUUCCAAUUUCAAAAAUGAUGUAAUGAUUUGACAAAAGCAAUUAUGCAUUUGGCAUCCACAUUUAUCAGUGAGUCAAACAAAUGCACAUAAUUACAAGUACAGCAAUGCCAAAUGCUAUGCAAAAAAGAAAGAAAACAUUUUCUACUGUAACAAUGCUUAUUGAAAACCUUGCUUUGUACAAAUGGGCUCAAGGCUUCUGGUGUUGAAACUCGAGCAUUUGAGGCAUCGAGCAGAGAUGCAAAGCGGACUAAUAGCCAUGCUAAAAGUGUUGCCUUGGGAGAUAUAAUGCCAUGUGUGUGCACUGAAAUCUCCAGCGAUUACUUUUUAAAACAGUUUUGAGUCCACUUUCAUUUUACUCAACUUUGCUAUAGCUUGAAGCCAUUUUGAAGCAACGGGCUGACUUGUAUUGCACCCUCUAUUGGCAGCUUUUAAAACUUUGCUCUUUACUACUGCAGUAUGGGGAGUAAAGAAGGUCGGGUUGCAGUUAUGACUUUCAGAUCACUUGUAUAUAAGCUGUGAAUGCUUUGCUUUAUUAUCAGCUCUUGGCCCUUGUGGCAGGAACUGAAUGUUGUGCUAUAAUGUUAUGACAAUGUGCAGCUAAACAAAACAAAACAUAAACACAAGCUAGGGCUCCAGUCGUGGAUCUGCAGAUUGGAUCGUUGCAUAGUAUGGGCUUCAGCUUUUAUAGACUAUGGAAUUCUUUUCCGACUGUCACGUUACCAGGCUUAGUGUAGGCAUUGUCAUAAAUAUUAAGUUGUUGUUUUCCUGCCUGUAUUGAUAUGAAUUGCUUAUGAACUUAUUUAACAUAGAGUAGAAUUUGAUGCAUUUUCUUUCCAUGUAUUGUGACUAGGUGAAGUUGUUAUGGCUUGCUGCAGCAGGACAGAGAGAAGCACUGAAUGCUAUCACCUAGUACAGGCUUGUUUUUUCAUGCUCCCAUGGAAACCAAUCUACAUGACUUUUCGUCAGGCAUAAUAUCAGAACCGAAGGUUUACUGAAACUGCCCAUAUUCACCAAGAACUGUCCUUGAAUAUGGAUAAAGGAGCAGAUGGAAAAAUGUGUAUGUGUGUGUAGAGAGAGAGAGAGAGAGAGAGAGAGAGAGAGAGAGAGAG